This is a messenger RNA of Suillus subaureus, 822 nucleotides long. RefSeq lists its product as uncharacterized. NCBI's taxonomy places the organism in Eukaryota, Fungi, Basidiomycota, Agaricomycetes, Boletales, Suillaceae. The transcript has 6 exons. The record is from RefSeq and is a predicted model, not a curated record. Bases 1 to 822 code for a protein of 273 amino acids.
AUGGCAGGGCACAUCCGACUACCCAUGGCACCAAAUUCUCCAAGCUCGCCGUCAAAGCCGAUGCGCAAGUAUCUCAAGAAACUGUCAAAAGCCAUAAUGAAACCUCACCGAGUUCAACUUCCGAAAUACAACUUACCCGUUCGACUGCGCCCGUGGUUUCUCGUAUUCACCUGCGUUAUAAUGGUGAUAUUUGCUUUCUUAGGGUUCACCAACUUUUCCCGGGCCCUGCCCCUGAACGAUAAGUUCUUACACUUUACUUGUUUGUGCGUCGCAACGGGUGUGUUUUAUUUCGUAUUCGAUGUCGAGGAAGAAGCUCGUAGAAUUUGGUUCUGGCGCCAUUCAGGGUUAAUAUUUACCGCUGUCAUAUGUUUCUUCUUUGGAGGCUUCGUGAGCGAGAUUGUGCAUUCCAUGCUUCCACACAAGGAAUUUCAAUCUGGUGAUGUGGUGGCAAAUUGGCUCGGUUCCACCGUCGGACUCUAUCUCGCAUAUUAUAUUGAGAAAUAUUACCGUUCGCGGAGAGAGAUCGCACGCCUAUACCGCCCCUUGGAGACAGACGACAUUUCCGAUGCAGACGAUGUGUCAGACAACGAAGGGAUGCCCGGAACACAGCUCUUGCCCUUGUACUCUCAUCCCUCAGCCUCAUCCAAGUCAAAGCCUGUUAAAGCCACCCGCUUAAACGACGUCUGGGACGAAAGAGAAGAGUUGUUUGAUAUUGGUGAUGAUAGCGGCGAAGAGGAUGGUGUAGACACACCACAACUGCAGCACGAAAGUUCUCAAGACGUUCCCUCCCCCCCUCCAAAGAUAAUUAUCACCAGUUCAUGA